GACUUACUCAGCCUGAAUGCGCUCUCACCACUGCUGCUCUCCAUCCAUCUGUCUCUAUCUUUUAUUCUCUCUUUCUCUAUCCAUCACUUCCCUGAUCUCCUGCUUUUGUCCCGUCCUCUCUCCUCCGUUUCCUUUCUUUAUCUUCACCACGGGUUUUUUUUCUCUUCUUCUGUCCUCUCUCUCUUCUACAUCACCACUAAAUCCACUCCUCCUCUCUCCCAUACGUACUCCUGAGCCUGAGUGUGCAGCACCUGUACAGACUGGAGUUUGUCGGGCCGAGGCAGAGGGCUUUUUAUUUUGUGUGUGUGUGGGUGAGUGUGUGUGUGUGAGUGUGUGUGUGUUGAAAAGGGGAGGGAGGAGAGACAACACCCAGGAACACCUUACCAACAUUUCAUCAAGAUAUGUGGAGACUUAGGAACUGAUCUCCUGUUCCUCCAGCUUUUCUCCAGCUGUUUGUUUAUCUUUUUUUUUAUUGUAACACCUGGAAUGCUUAACGUGGACUGAUGGAUGUUUCCGAACUGUGCAUCCCUGACCCUCUCUGCUAUCACAACCAGCUGCUAACCAGAAUGCCAUCUGAAGACCGGCACUUAUCCUCAAGCUGUGGUUCCUACGUCAAAACUGAGCCCUCCAGCCCUUCCUCUUCACUAGUCGACACCGGCAGUCACCACAGUCCCAGCGGCAACUCUGACGCCAGUGGCGGCUACGUCAACGGAAGCAACGGACGCUCUCACGCCCUGGACUCCCCGCCAAUGUUCAACCCGGGCAUGCUGGGAGGUGGCGGUGCUUGCCUACGCCGUUAUGAAGAGUGCUCAGGCAGCGUGGUCGAUGACACAACAAUCAAGUGCGAGUACAUGCUCAACGCCAUUCCCAAGAGGCUGUGCCUGGUGUGUGGUGACAUUGCCUCAGGGUAUCACUACGGGGUGGCCUCCUGCGAGGCCUGCAAAGCCUUUUUCAAAAGGACGAUACAAGGGAAUAUUGAGUACAGCUGUCCGGCCACCAAUGAAUGUGAGAUCACCAAAAGGAGACGCAAGUCAUGCCAGGCCUGCCGCUUCAUGAAAUGUCUUAAAGUCGGUAUGCUGAAGGAAGGUGUUCGUCUGGACCGGGUGAGAGGUGGGAGACAGAAGUACAAACGGAGGUUGGACGCGGAGAACAGCGCCUACCUCGGCCUCACCAUCCCCCCUCCAGCUAAAAAGCCAUUGACAAAGAUCGUCUCCCAUCUCUUGGUGGUGGAGCCAGAGAAGAUCUACGCCAUGCCCGACCCAACCAUGCCCGAUGGAGACAUCAAGGCUCUGACCACGUUGUGCGACUUGGCUGACCGUGAGCUGGUGGUCAUCAUCGGCUGGGCAAAGCAUAUCCCAGGUUUUUCCACUCUCUCACUGGCAGACCAGAUGAGUCUGCUGCAGAGCGCCUGGAUGGAGAUCCUGGUUCUGAGCAUUGUGUUUCGCUCCCUGCUCUGCGAGGACGAGAUAAUGUACGCCGAGGACUACGUGGUGGACGAGGAGCAGGCGAGGAUCUCGGGCCUGUUGGACCUGCACGUCGCCAUCCUGCCGCUGGUCAGGCGCUACAAGAAGUUACGCAUGGAGAAGGAGGAGUUUGUCACGCUCAAAGCCAUCGCUCUCGCCAACUCGGACUCCAUGCACAUAGAGAACAUUGAAGCUGUGCAAAGGCUCCAGGAUUCUCUCCACGAGGCCCUGCAGGACUUUGAGGCCUCCCAGCAUCCGGAGGACCCUCGACGGGCAGGCAAGCUGCUAAUGACCCUGCCUCUGCUCCGUCAGACCGCCACCAAGGCCGUCCAGCACUUCUACAGCAUCAAAAUGCAGGGCAAAGUCCCCAUGCACAAACUAUUCCUAGAGAUGCUUGAGGCCAAGGCUUGACACCCAGGCCGGACGCUUGACAGACAGCUGCAUCACCCAAUGCAAGGCAAGGGACAGCCCUUAAAAAACAAAGGUGGUGUGCCAACUGACGACAAAAGGUUGAAGCGUGGACUGCUGAGUAAUUUUAACACCUUUAAAUAAUAAUAAACAUAAAAGAAAAGGGGACUUGAGGUGGUUUUUAAAGGGUGAAUAUCAACAUAACUGAAGUGGGAUAAUGAUGAUGUACUGUAUAUAAAGAUGCUGUGUACAGAAAUCAGGCAACUGAGGUCUUGUUAUAACCAGAGACCCAUUGCUCUAUAUCACCUGAAGCUUCUGUGAAUUUGUUUCUUAUCUUAUUUUCAUCUCAAAAAGGAAGUGUGUUAAUAUAAAUGUCCUGAAGAACUGUAUGGCUGCAUAGCCACAUAUGUGCUUUUGUUUUUUUCUUUCAUAUUUUCUAAUCUCAGUCGUUAAAGCAAUAGUCUCUAACUGGUCUACAUAUAAUAUGUGUACUGUAUAUUGUGUGAAAUUGCACUGGGUGGGGGGAGACUUGUUAGACAUAUUCUUAUAAUUGUCAUCAGAGAAAGCGCUGCCCAUCAGGGGUAAGAUUCUCAAUUUCCUCGUAAUAUAUUUACCUCGUAGUAGCUUCAUCGACUCAGUGGUUAUAGUCAACUUGGUGCUUACAGAAGGACAGUGGUUGGCUAGUGAUCAUAGUUCACAAAGAGUUUGCACUAAGCAUCUAUGAAUAACGUGGCAAUAAUGGGUAUUAGCCAGCUCUGUCUGGCUGCGUCUCAGUCAGUGGAUUUUGCUUAGAGACCCCUAAACUCCCACCGCACUACUUCAAAAAUACUGGAAAAUAAACAUACUGUGAAACAUGCAAAUGAUAAGCUAUCUUCUGUGCUCGGAAAGUUUUAAAAAUAACGCCGCUUGUCAAGAAAACGUCUUUUUUAUAGACACAACAACAGCAGCUCCUAUAGAACAUAAUCCAGUCUAAUACACCCCAUAAUGCAAUCUGAUAUCUGUGCAAUAAAUACAAGCUCUGUGUUGAUGAGAAUGUGCAGAUACUGUAGAUGGCGAUUCAACUGUUUUCAGUCUGCAGGUUGUGCUGAUGUGGUAUUAGAUUUCCUUAUGUUGUACUAGUGUUGCUGUUGUUGUUAUAUCCUCACAAACUUGACAGAAUCUGUAUUUUAAACCCACAAGUGUCAGUAUAUUGGCGCCAUUGGAUGCACAUUUGAUGUGUAUGCGUUUUGGGUCAUUGUAUGUCACACUUAGACCCAGGUUGAUGCCAAAGUCUGUGUGUUCGCCUCAUAUAUGUGAACCCUAAGCAAUGGUCAAGAUCUUAUACUACAGGGUAAAUAUGUUAGUGAGGCUGUGGAGCAAGAAUUAACAACAAAUACAGAUUUACGAAUGGGUCAGAUAUGUCCACUUUGUCUUCAUGGGUGUAAUGGCACUAGCAGAUUUACUGAUGCUUCAUUAUUUUGGAACUUUUAGAGACCACUUGCUAAAUGUAAAUGCAUACAGCUCACCUGAUAAUAGUGUGUGUUAAUAAGUAAUGUUUUGCCCUUUUAUUCCUGUGAUCUAUGUGAGUUUUUACACUUUACAUCAAAUCCAAAUAGUGCAUUUUAGGUCGACUAUCUUUCAGUGUCCAUCUUUCCAAAUCUUUUCAAUAUAAACACCAAAAUCAGUUCGUAGCCUAUCAGUAUACUGACACUUGUGUUGUUUCAUACAUUAAAUUAUUGAAUAAGCAAAAGUAAUGACAAUAAAUGAUAUCAAGUCACAUCAUCCCAAUGCUUUUUAAGUUCACGUUUAAUGAAAGUGACACACUGAGCUGUGCAAAGUAAUUUAAUAAAUCUGUAUAUUCCAGAAAAUAGUAGGGUUUUGUAGCAUAAUAUCUAUCGAAGCGCUAAUCAGUUGCCAAAUUAUUCAUGAAAGCAAUCAGAAAAAUGUCAUACAGUUAUUUACAAUAUGCCCUGAAAACCUGAGCAGGUUAGAGGGAACGUGUUAUCAUAAAAUCACAAUAUUAAAAUAGUAGAUUAUCAGCUGCUCUUAGAAUUUUAGUGAGACAGAUAUUGUCCCCUAUGACCACUUUAAGGCAGUAUUGUCUUUAAAGUGUCAAGUGCCAUUAGCUGCUUUCCAAACAGGUAACUAGAGGAAAACAUACAGCCAAGCGACCAGUAAGUACAGAUGCAGACCACUUACCCAUUUGAGAACAUCCCCACAGGAAGAGACGCUAUUGACUUAAUAUAAUGUAAUGCAUAGAUAAUUAUAACCAAAUCCAGUAGAGGAUGUAAAUCCCAUGAUGCACUUCAAUAACCAGUUAAUUUAUCCCCCAAUGAAACUUGGGAUGUCACCUCUGUAUAUUAGCAAACCAAAGCGUACCGUCUUCUGAUGGUGAUACAGUAAAACACUGGUAGAAGUGACACCGAACGCAAAGGCUUUUGGAUAUAAAUAUGGAUAUAGGAGUAUGUUAAUGAUAGUUAGACCUUUUUUCUGCUGAAUUUUGAGCAUCCUUUCAAACUAUGAUGAUGAUAACAGCUAAACAUGAUGAAAAGAAUUUUCUUUUGGCAAAACAAAACAUGGAUGUUUUUCAUAUUCUGAACUAUGUCAAGUCAGUUCAAGAAGUAUUUUAGUGAUGAAGAAUAACAUUUUAGCCAAAAAAAACAUGACCAAAACAGACAAGUGGACCAUCCCUUAUCUGUUCACUGAUCAUUCACGUACACCCUUUGUGCACCUUGAAGACUGGUAGCAGAUAACUGUUUCCCAAGUUUCUCUUCUCUCAAGUUAAUAUAAGAAAAUAAAGAAAAAUGCCUAAUUUAUUUUCAGUUCUAAAAUGGUUCUGAUACAUCCAAUUAAUUCUAAUAGUCUCCUAAGCUGAAAUUCUCAAUAGAAAUGGAGCAAUUAAAUUUCUGCUUUGGCUUUACCUUGGGGACAAGAGACAUUUUAUUUCGGUUGACAGUGGGGAGGGUUUGUCUAAACCUUUACAAAGGCGAUUUCAUGGGCGUCUGUAAUAGUUUCAUAACAGAACGAUCACUGGGCUAUGCAAGGCAAAUAUGGCCACCUAUGUUCCUUGUGUUGUGGAGCAUCAGACUGACAUUUAGUUGUGCUUUGUUUACAACGUGGACAUACUGUACAGUGCUGUACACUGCAAAUGUAUCAUGCAUAUUUCACCCUGCUAUACUGUAGCUGCUGUGCAAUGAUAUAAUAAUGAUGAAUUGUUUAAUUUGUCCAUUUAAUCAACAUGUGAAAUUUACAGCCCACCUGAAAAACCUGUAUAAGUCAUUGUACGGUCAUUACUCAAGGAGCACCGUGUCCAUUGUAUUAUGUGUAAGGUGGGGUAUUCUUUUAUUUUAUACACACGCUUUGUGUUAUCAUUGAUUUUGCUUAUCGGCACAGCAGGACGUAUAGCAAGUGAAGAAGUCUAGACCCUAUACCUCAAUUCAUAUUUUGAAAAUUACACUGGGUUUGGAAGCGGGCCAUGGGUUCCUCCUGGGAAUCAGUGGCACAGAAAUAAAGUGACAUCACUGACUGGGUAUUAAAAAAAAUGUAGAUGAACCUACUGCAAUUGGGGAACACAUUCCUCGGAGGAGAAAGCUGCUUAUUCGCUGUUCCAUUUGCGGACUUAUCUUAUCUCCAUGCACUCUGAGAUGACGAGAUUUACAUAAAACAUGGAGGAACCUCCCUGGCCGUUCUGGUCCGCAGUGUAUAAAGGACCCUGCUAGGUGUAUGUACCAUAGACAUGUGAUUACCCAAGAGGUUUACUCCCCUCAAAAGCAAUAUGUUAGCAAUUGUGAUAUAUGAAUCAAGUUAAAAGGAAGCUUUGGUUCAUUUUAAUUAUAAACUUAGCCUAUGCUCAGAAAAAGGACAGGGUACGCACACGCUCAGAGUCCGAGGAUGACAAAGUGAAUAAUGUGAAAAUAUUGGAAAUGAGAAGCAAAAGCCAACAACAGUUGGGGUUCACUGGACAGUAUUGUGUGGCAUUUUCUUGUGUUUUGUUUGUUGUGUUCAUGCCUACUGUACCCAUGUGUAAAUAUAUGCUUUUUUUGAGUGAAUCAGACCUAACAGUGCACUGAAUGUACAGUGACAAUAAAAUCACAUGGUUUAUGUAA
This is a messenger RNA of Sphaeramia orbicularis (orbiculate cardinalfish), 5956 nucleotides long. RefSeq names its product estrogen-related receptor gamma b (gene esrrgb). Lineage: Eukaryota; Metazoa; Chordata; Actinopteri; Kurtiformes; Apogonidae. Gene Ontology annotation, molecular function: zinc ion binding; nuclear steroid receptor activity; sequence-specific DNA binding. Bases 504 to 1874 code for a protein of 456 amino acids. The record is from RefSeq and is a predicted model, not a curated record. Gene Ontology annotation, biological process: regulation of DNA-templated transcription. The transcript is spliced from 7 exons. Gene Ontology annotation, cellular component: nucleus.